Macrosteles quadrilineatus (aster leafhopper) is the source of this 1703-nucleotide messenger RNA. RefSeq lists its product as uncharacterized. Lineage: Eukaryota; Metazoa; Arthropoda; Insecta; Hemiptera; Cicadellidae. Bases 147 to 1040 code for a protein of 297 amino acids. The transcript has 2 exons. The record is from RefSeq and is a predicted model, not a curated record.
CUUAAAGCUGCAAAGGGACCCAGUUUCAAUCUUUCACAACAGUUUUGACUAGAUACUGUAGUUGUGUUUAUCUCUCAUAGUUCAAUGCUCAGUUGAAUAGCGUUUUGUACAGCAAGAAAUCACUACUUUAUGACUAAGACAUAAACAUGGAUCAGACAAUACCAGAUUGGUUGAACAAGACAUUCUUAUCAACGUGUCUGCAAGGGAAUGGUCCUGAUGCUUCCCCUGUUACCAUCAACUGGUAUGAUGUAACGGCAGGAGUGGCUCCUGGAAACAACUACGGAAGUGUAAUUCUACGAGUCAAAGUUAAAUACAGAGAGGAAAACAGAGAUAAAGAUAAGUCUUUAAUAAUCAAAGGACCUAUCAGCAAUAGUCUAGUGGAUGCAAUCGUCGAGCUUUUCGGAAUGGCAGAAUACAGCUUUUACUACUUGUACCUCCCAAAACUGGCUGAUAUUAUCAAAGAUUGGAUAACACCAAAGGCUUACCACACACCUAUGAGCUCAGUAAUCGUUCUGGAGGACUUGAGUGAGUUAGGGUUCACAAUGGCCGACAGACAAAAACAAUUGGAUUUUGACCACUGCAAACAAUACUUUGCAGCUUCAGCAAAAUUCCAUGCAGCCGGAGUUGUUCUAGCCAACCAGCAUCCUGAACUGAUAGAAAAGUUCCCAGGAGUUUUAGAAAAAAUGAUAAAAAGCAGUGAUUACUCGCAGUUGAAUCUUUUCAUGCACGAUAUACUUGUCGGGUUAAAAUGUUUGAUUAAAAGUAUAGAAGUUCUAGGUCUUGAUGAGUACAAACCGUACUUAGAGACGAUAAGGAAGUUUGUUGAACUAAAUGAGAAUCCUAAGGAUAAUGUGCGAGAAUUGGGUCUCAGGAAAAUGGCAGAAACAAAUAAAAAAAUGUUCAAGUCAUUCAUCCAUGGAGAUUGUUGGACAACGAAUAUGAUGUUCAAGCACAAUCAGUCUGGACCAGGACCAACUGACAUAAGGCUGAUUGACUUCCAAGGGUUUCGCUAUGAUUCUGUUGUUUCUGAUAUACCGUAAUCAAUUUCACUUGGAUGAGUUGCAACAAUGACGUUCUUCAGUAUCAUCUAAAUGAACUUUAUUGUGUGUACUGUGACACUCUGAAUUCGACACUGGAAGAGUAUGGUUGUUCUGAAAGAUAUUCUUCUGAAAGUUUAAAGGAAGAAGUUUGCGAAAACAGUUUUCAAGUGCUGUCAAUGGUGUGCAUGAUGCUUCCUCUCACCCAGCAUGAUGAACUCAUAGACUCUUCUAAGAUGUUUACUGGGAAAAUUACAGAAGAAGACAUCAUCAAGUUUUACAGAGGAACAAACUUUUCAAGAAAAUUUCCACAAGUCUUGAGGUUUGUAGCUGAUCAAGGAAUCUUUGAUCACAUGGAAAAAGAUUUGUCACAGUACAAACAAUUGUAAUGCUCUUUCACACAUCAGAUAAUUAUUUCAAAAUUUGUGCCCUUUAAAAAAUGUCACCUGCAAAUAGAUGGAUGGAUAUACAGUUAUCAAAUUCAAAAUAAAUAAGACAAAUAAUGUUUAAUGUUAAUGUUUUUAAGUUUGUAAAUAAGAAAAAUUUGUGGUGUUAGAAUGCUAUGGUUUGAACAAAUGAUUUGCCACGAUUUUAACAAAUAAAUGGUUUAACAUCAAAAUGUAAUGUGCUGAGUCUCGUAAAAAUAAAACUUGUGAUUGGAAUUUU